This is a messenger RNA of Orbicella faveolata, 2183 nucleotides long. RefSeq lists its product as uncharacterized. Lineage: Eukaryota; Metazoa; Cnidaria; Anthozoa; Scleractinia; Merulinidae. The record is from RefSeq and is a predicted model, not a curated record.
CAUUUGUCACUCGUAACACACUCAGUUUUGUUAUUUUUCACUACUGUUCAAUUGAGAAAUGCAGUGCUGUUGUUACUGUAGCCAACUGAUGUGUCCUUACUUACAGUGGGUGGAUGUAACAAUUACACAGACCUGAGUGAAGCAGACCGCGCCCAAGGACAAAUAGUGAUCAACGGCAACUAUAGAUGCGAUUGGAACCUGGUAACAGGUUGGUAUCGUUUCCAAGGAGCUGCUGGAGAUCGCAUUGCGGACAAAUGUGUUCCCAUGCGUCACUGCGGUACUGCAAUUCCAGGUUGGCUCAAUGGCGCACACCCGACGAUCGCCGAAGGUGUAGUCACUCGUAGAGUCUGUUUUUCCUCGUCAGACACCUGCUGUUACCGGUAUAACAAUGUCAGAAUAAAGAACUGUGGCGCGUAUUUCUUGUACCAAUUUUCGAGGCCGUAUCAAUGCUAUGCUGGGUAUUGCGGUAAUGCAAACGCAGUGGAUGGGUGUAAAAAUUAUACAGUCCUGAGUGAAGCAGACCGCGCUCAAGGACACGUGGAGAUCAACAACAAUUUUAGAUGCGAUGCGCGAGACCUGGUACCAGGUUGGUAUCGUUUCCAAGGAGCUGCGGGAGAUCGGAUGGCGGAGAAAUGUGUUCCCAUGAAUCAUUGCGGCAGUGACAUGCCAGUUUGGUUUUCUGACCCACACCCGACAAUCGCAGAAGGCGUGGUCAUUCGUAAAGUCUGUUUUCACUAUUCAAACAAAUGCUGUUUUUGGCGUUACAACAUCAGAAUAAAGAACUGUGGUGCGUAUUUCGUAUACGAGUUACUGGAGCCGCGUUCAUGCUCAGCUCGGUAUUGUGGUAACGGAGUCGCAGUGGAUGGAUGUAAAAAUUACACAGUCCUGAGUGAGGCAGAUCGCGCUCAAGGACACAUAGUGAUCAACAGCAAUUAUAGAUGCGAUAGGGAUGACCUGGUACCACGUUGGUAUCGUUUCCAAGGAGCUGCCGGAGAUCAGAUGGCGGACAAAUGUGUUCCCGAAAAUCACUGCGGUACUCACUACCCAGGUUGGCUUAAUGGCACACACCCGACAGUCGCCGAAGGUGUGGUCACUCGUAGAGUCUGUUAUCAUAAUAGCUUGUUAAACUCCUGCUGUGUUUGGCAUGACAAUAUCAGAGUAAAGAACUGUGGUGCGUAUUUCGUGUACGAGUUACCGAGGCCGCGUUACUGCUACACUCGGUAUUGCGGUAACAGAAUCGCAGUCGUCACUUGCCAUGCGCUGCCCUCAACGCCCAAUAGCCUGCGAUAUGGUUGCACUGGGAAUUCAUCAGAGUAUCCACACGACACUAUCUGUAGAUUCUCGUGUUUUGACGGCUAUAAAGCCAUUGGUUCUAACGAACGAAGAUGCCAGCAGAAUGGACUUUGGAGUGGAGGAGAGUUUUCUUGCCAGCCUGUCACGUGCCCGAGGUUGUCACCGCCGUCUAAUGGCGAGCUAUUAGGAUGCAAUACAACAAAGAUGUUAUACAAAACCGUAUGUAGGUUUUCUUGUAAUGAAGGAUUUGAAGCGAAAGGUUCAAUGGUUAGAAGCUGUACAGAAAAUGGAACUUGGAGUGCAACUGACGUUGUCUGCGAAGGUAUUCAUACAAAUGGUUCAACAUUGAAACCAACAGGUCGUAAACGUAAUGCAUAUAUCAUUAGAGAUUUUUGGAAAAACAAGCGACCUUCCAAUGCUUGCAAAUUUAAAAUUAGUGUUUUUGUCUACUUGUAGUUUUGUAUUUGAAUGACACUAAUGCAGCCUGCUUGACCAAUCAGGGCCAAGUUUUUCUCUUUCUCAAGCAAUCCUUAACACGCGAGUUUUCUCGCGUGCUAGAUCGCGGCACGGGCAACAUGUUUUCUUGCGUUUCUCAGGGUUACGUGUUUGAGAGCAUUCGUUACCGCGUUAACAUUCAUGUUUUCUCCUGUUACAUAUUUUCCCGUGCUUCCCCGAAUCUGAUUGGUUAUUGUUUAUUUGCGGCUGCCUUCGGAUUGGUGUAGAAACAACAUUUUUGGUCAACUACAACUACGGCAGUCAUAAGUAAAUCGUUCGAGAAUGUACUUAGAAAGAUCAAAUCCCGACAUAAGGCUACCAUCAGAUUUUAGUAUAAAUUUACUAGCGUUCUAUCACGAAUGUCGUUCUCUUAAUGGCUACGCUAUUCACUAUCU